Babesia ovata is the source of this 1743-nucleotide messenger RNA. Its product is annotated as c-PI de-N-acetylase, putative. The transcript has 7 exons. The record is from RefSeq and is a predicted model, not a curated record. NCBI's taxonomy places the organism in Eukaryota, Apicomplexa, Aconoidasida, Piroplasmida, Babesiidae. The coding region runs from base 1 to 1743 and encodes 580 amino acids.
AUGACCGGUCAUCGUACGGCACCGUGUGCUGCAGAGCCUCGGCUUUGCUCUUCACUUCCUUCAGGUGGCGCCUCAACUUGCGGCCGACCAGUAUCAAACCCAGCGAAUGCUUUAUGUUGCAGUUCAGAAACAGGAUCGGCGACAUAUCGGUCAGAGGAACGUAUAUGCCGGGUGGGCCGUAUGGGCGGUUGGGUAAACCGAUCUUCCAUGAGUGGCCGACCCGGUUUUCCAAUAGGGACCAUACUGGGCGGCGGCCUAUCUUCACCAUGUCCCCGCGGAGAGCGCGCUGACGUUCUUGGUGUGGGUGGCGCACUCGUUGCUCAUGACGAUGGUGGACAACUGCGAUGGCUUCUCGACCUUCUUCAGCGGGCUGAGGUCCAGCUCCGGAAGAGGCAGCACGGGCUCGCCCUUGAGGCGGUUCUGCUCGUUCUCCAGCCUGCGGCGCUCGACCAGCUGCUUGUGGUGCUGGGUCAGCUUGGCGAGCUCGCGCUGGUAGCGGAUCACCUUGUCCUGGUUGUCGCAGAGCGCCUCCAGCGACUGCGAGAGGAACUCGAGAUUGUGCGCGAGGUACUUGUUGUGGUCUGCGUCCAGAAUGUCGAAGACGGAGACGUUCUGCGCGGGGCUGUCGAACACGUACUGGCUGAGGAAGCACUCCGAGAGGAUGGAGUUCUUGACCACGAUCGGCACCUCGACCAGGAUCUGCGUGCCCUUGAGGUUGUUGAAGUUCUUCACGUCGCCCUGCGCGUUAUGGUACACCUCGAGCAGCUGGUCAGAGGCGCGGUAGGCCUUGAACGAGAUCUCGCCAGUGCUCGACAUCGGGUCGAAGCCCAGCAUGAUAGCCUGGUCAAUGGCCUCCUGGUAAAUAACCAGGUUGUCGAUGACCUCCUUGGACUGCACAUCCCCGAAGUGCAGCGUCUGGUACCAUCCGAUGGCGAAGCAGUCGACGUGGAUGUCGUGCAGCAGGUCCGUCAUCUUGUCCUGGUACUUCAUGAACUCCUCGUCCGCCUUUUCCUCCAGCUCCUUCUCGCUCAUGUUGGUGGUGCUCUUGUCACGGUUGAGUGCGUUGUAGAUGUCGCGCUUCUGCGGGAACGAGAAGCAGUUGGUGACCUCGAGCUUGUCGCCGAAGGCCAUGCCCAGCAGCUGGCCGUUGACCGGCACCGGGUAGUUGUCCUUGCAGUGCUUAAGCGCCUUGAUGAGCGCGAGGCUGUCUAUCUCGACUCAGAUGACUUCCUCGACUACGAUUACGACAUCUCGCCGCUUUCGACUGGAAUCUCGGUGCCAGUGUUCGACAUCAGCGACUCCAUGAGCAUGGCUGAGCCAAGCUACAGAGAGUACAAGAGAGAGUCCAAUCGCAUCUCGGAUGACGCGCUGAAUGCCAUGCGCGACGAGUACUACGCCAAGUCGUGUAUCACCGCCAGUGCUUACGACCAGGCGACUUUCUACAAGCUGCAGGCGGAGAUCCUGGUCAGUAAGCGUAAGUACAAGGAGGCGCUCUGCGCCGCGCUCGUGGCCGAGCGUGCGGAGGGCCGCUCCAGGGUCAUCGACGCGGUGAAGAUGAUCUGCAUGUACCAACUGAACGACGAAGAGCGGUUCAAGGAGCUCAAACAGGAGCUGACCGCCAGCGGUCUUGGCGGGCUAUCGGAAACGCUGAAAAAGCAGGCGCUCGGCACCAUCGAGGUCUCAAAUUGGGUGCCGGAGUUUCUCAACUGUUUGGAUCAGAUGAAACAAAAAACUGAUGUUUAA